Molecule: messenger RNA, 7427 nt
Organism: Uloborus diversus
Lineage: Eukaryota; Metazoa; Arthropoda; Arachnida; Araneae; Uloboridae
Gene: Ca-beta
Product: voltage-dependent L-type calcium channel subunit beta-1-like
Exons: 12
Coding region: 1-1962 (653 amino acids)
Biological process (GO): chemical synaptic transmission; neuromuscular junction development; calcium ion transmembrane transport
Cellular component (GO): voltage-gated calcium channel complex
Molecular function (GO): protein binding; high voltage-gated calcium channel activity
Source: RefSeq, a predicted model, not a curated record
AUGCCCAUAGCACCUCAUACUAUGAGUAAACGCCUCCUAGCGAAAACCAUCAAAAAACUGAAUUCUGGCGUCAAAAAACAGGGGUCAGCGGACUCGAAUUAUAGCCAGCCGUCCUCCGACCUGUCUCUAGAUGAGGAACGCGAGGCGCUGCGCCGGGAGACCGAACGCCAGGCGCUCACCCAGCUCGAGAAGGCCAGGACGAAGCCGGUUGCGUUUGCUGUUCGCACAAACGUCGCAUACGACGGGAGCUUAGAUGACGAUUCACCAGUACACGGUUGUGCCAUCUCUUUCGGCAUCAAAGACUACCUGCACAUCAAAGAGAAAUACAACAAUGACUGGUGGAUCGGACGUCUCGUUAAAGAAGGCUGUGAUGUUGGUUUUAUCCCUAGUCCUGUAAAAUUAGAAAAUUUACGCUUGCAGCAAACACAAACUAGCAGUAGAAAAUUAUACGCCAGCAAGACUAGUUCCUCUUCAAACCUUGGUAACACAAAUGACGCGCCAAAUGUGAGAUCCACAUCUAGAGGUUCAACUCCACCAACUCCUGGGUUCGAGACUGAUCAAAAUGGCGUAGAAACCGGUGUUGGGGACGACAGUGACAGUCUAGGCAAUAGCAAGCUAGGAAAGACUGUCACUACGCCGCCAGCAAAGGAAAAGAAAAAGCCUUUUUUCAAAAAAUCGGAGAACAUUCCCCCAUAUGAUGUAGUGCCUUCAAUGCGACCCGUGGUUCUGGUGGGACCCUCUCUGAAAGGUUACGAGGUCACGGAUAUGAUGCAGAAAGCCCUUUUCGAUUACUUGAAGCAUCGCUUCGAGGGAAAAAUCAUUAUUACGAGGGUGACUGCUGAUAUAUCACUGGCAAAGAGGUCCCUACUAAAUAACCCCAGCAAGAGAGCGAUUAUGGAACGAGCCAACAGUCGCUCUACUUGUCUAGCUGAAGUUCAAGCCGAAAUCGAGCGGAUAUUCGAGUUGGCUCGAACGCUGCAAUUAGUCGUCUUGGACUGUGACACCAUCAACCACCCAUCGCAGUUGUUAAAAACGUCUUUAGCGCCCAUUGUAGUCUACGUUAAAAUAUCAUCCCCCAAAGUUUUACAAAGGUUAAUCAAAUCCAGAGGCAAAUCUCAAAGCCGGAAUCUCAACGUUCAGAUGGUAGCUGCUGAGAAACUUUCUCAAUGUGCUCCUGAAAUGUUCGAUGUGAUUCUGGACGAGAACCAACUGGAAGAGGCUUGCGAGCAUCUCGCGGAAUUCCUUGAGGCCUACUGGGCCGCAACUCAUCCCCCCAACAAAACCCCACCCCCGCAGAUUCGAAGGCCCAUCCCUUCGCCAUAUUCUCCCUCACCGCGUCUCGAAGAACCCUCCCGAGGUGGAGCUGGGCUUCAGAGGCAUAAUUCCACGCCUCCAGGCGUCAACUAUAGGUCCGACAGUGACCGAAGACCCAGGCAUUCGGACGAGCCUAUGUCUCCCAGUAUGGACGUCGAUUCUCAAGGCGACUACAGAAUGAUGCGCGACCCACCCCCAAGGAGAGAGCUACCGCCUAUAGUGAGUGAACGUGGAGGGGGAGGUAGCUAUGGACAGCCCAUGUCUGGUGGUCCCUCAGACCCCCGAGACAUGCAUCCGCCUCUCCCCGACCGUUAUCCGCAGACUCACCAUUCUCGGGCUCCACCCCCCAUGAUGAUGGACUUUAGUGACCAAGAGUACAGUGACCGCGCGGCUUGGGAACGCGGAGUCGUCAGAGACCGACCCCACGAUUACUACAUAGAGGACAUGGAUGCUCAGAUGAAAGUGAGGAUGGACGAUCGCGGCGGACCACCCAUGGACUAUGGAAGAGGAUAUGGGCCCUCGGAAAUGCGCGAGAUGAGAGAGAUGCCCGAUCCACGGGAUUUGAGGCAUUCCUCACACCACCCACACGACAGGGAUUAUCCCUCACCCCACAGAGGACAGACCAUGGUGCAUAGGGACAUUUUAUGAAUAGCCUUUAACUCUUGCCUACAUCUGGACAAGACUGGUGGUUCGUCGAACCGACAAAUGUUCCCCAUUUGUGUAUUCUUACUUGGACAUAAUUUGUCAAAUCUUUUCGAGAGAACAAAAAGUUUGAACCUCUGGAUGGAUGUUCUUUUCAUCUCGUAAACCUGUCUGUCAAUAUUUUCAAUGUCAUUCUUAUUUUUCUCUGUCUUUGUACCACUCUCAUGGAAGAACCCGCCCACAACCUGUUUGUACCAUUUUUCUUUUGAUUGGGCUGAUGUUCUACUCUUGCUGCCUUCACAAAGUCCAUCCCAGCACUAAUCGUUGGUUUGUUGUUCAUUGUCAUACAAAGAAUUAACUGACCUCAAAAAUGUGCUUUUGACCUCUUGAAAAGAAUCCUAGUCAACGUGUAUGCUCAAAUUUAGAGACUAAUUUUUGACAAUAAGUAUAUUUGUUCAUCCCAUGGAAUUAACAAUAAUAGUUCAUUCUAAUACUUUUUUAAGAAAAGAAAAUAAAGAAUAAAAAAACUUCUGAUCUGAAAAUAUAACUAGAUUGGAGAUGUGGAAGAGCUUUCAUCAGAAGAACAGUUGAUCUUUUUAACAGAAAAAGGAAUUAAUUUGUGGAUGUUCUAAAAUAAUAGUGAAUGCACACUUUGUUUUGAUCUCUUUUAGUUAUCCUCGAGCUUCGAAAAUCAAAAGUAUUUCAUCCACAAGAGACCAAAACGUUGUUUCUUUUUUGACAAGUUUCUUGUGAAAUAUUUUCACUUUUUCUUAUGUUAGUCCCACUUUUCUAAAUGUACCUUUUAUUUUUAUUUCCACUGUUCAUACCAGAUUUUUCAUGACCUUCAUGUGAAUGUCAUGAAAUUCAUAGCCAUAUUGGCUUUUUUAUGCGAAGUAAAAACUACAUUAGCUUGAUAUCAUCUGUGAUGUGCAUAAGGUUAUUCAAGUAAAAAAAAAUCCCGGCAUCUACGUGUGAAAGAUGCUGGCAAAGCCUGAAGAACUUUCUAGCUGACUGGUAAGGUACAAAGUAGACUUCACUAGAAGAAGGAAUCGACUCAUUUAGAACUUUGUUUUACGCAGCUGGUGUUGUUCAAACUUCGUUAAUACUAGUCGAAAACUACGUGAUCCUCAUAGCAUGUCUCUCUGUCGGCGCACUAAUCAUGGGUACAAAAUUAGUGCGGCUAAACAAUUGGUUCCGUUUAAAUUCUGAUUAGUGAAUGCAUUUUACACUUUUGCUUUUUGUUAGGAGAACUGAGAUUAGCUAAAUGCAUACAAAUAAGUAUGAUUAUAUAUCAGUGCCUACUUUUCAAUGCCCUUAUAAAUUUGAUACAUUAUAGACUUUGUGCACAAGGUACAGAAGAAAUUGUACACUUUAACUAAGAAAAUAGUUUUGGGUUAAAGUACUAUCUGAUGGAAAAGGUUAACUAGUGAUUUGAUCAAUUAAUACAGGAUUAUGUUUUAGGUUGGUAUACUAUAGUCCUACCGCGAAAAGUUGAGCCUUUGCUCCGCCCCGUUCCAGAAUUGUCCAUUUUCGCUAAAUGACGAUAUGGAGAGAAAAGUUGGAAUGAAAUUUGCAAGUGCUUCAUUGGUUCUGUAGAUUAAAUACGUCACCUUGGAGUUUAAGAAAAUAGCCAAAGAGGUAAAACAUUUUAAUUUUGUGCGGUCAAGGCAGUUGUCUCAUUGGACAGGUCACAUCCUACAUAAGUGGGUGGGUCUUGGUUUUACUUCUUUCAGCAGCCAUUGGUCAGAGAUGAUAACGCCCCCGAUAAUUUCAAUUAAAAAUUGGCUCGAGUAGAAUUGCAAUAAAGAAUACAAGGCUUGUCAUUUUUUUCCUUUUUCGCCAACUCAAAGGAUUUAUUGCCGCAACUUAAAUCUUUCAGGUCUAAAUAAUCACAUAAAGGAAAUAUACUAGGAAUAUUUUUUAUAUAUAUCGCCAAAAUGUUGCUGAAUUCCAAAAUAUGGCUACGUGUCCUUUCUUCCUUCGCUACCCAUUUAAAGCAAUGGACCCGUUUUCUCAAAUGAUUGACAAGGGUAAUUUGUUCGCGGUCGGACUAUAUAAUAACAUACAUACGAGGUGCAGAAUUUCUUUUUAAUCUCGAAAAGUAUGUCACGACUUUAUUCGUUAUUCCGGAUUCUCUAUAGCUGCAGCUUUUAUUGCUUAACUAAAAAGUACACUUCGAAAUAUAAUGUAGAAUAGUUAUUCAUGUGCGAACGUUGCAUCACUUGAUAUACAAUAUCGUUGCAUUAUUUGAAGUAUUUAAAAUUAAAAUUUUUAUACCAUUUUAUGCCUUGAAAAUUUAAUGAACGUUGAGAUUUGUGUAAUGUUUUCUAAACAUUUGAAGCAGCGUGUUAUCAAUGACAAUUCCUCUGUCAGACGUUGCUCUAAGAAAAUUAAAAAUUGUUACUAGAGUUCAUACUGCAAAUUUUACAAAAACAAAAUAAGCUGCAUUAAUACAUCUUCCAAUUUAAAUUGUUUACUAGAAAUUUGCACUUUUUAGAAUUAAAAGCAGAAGGUAAAUUAACGAUUUUCUUAUAAAAUUUAGAAUAAGUUUUGCAAAGUGCUUCAGAAUUUAUUUUGUUACAUCGUGUCAAAUUACAGUUGGUAUUCGUAACCAGAAGCAUUAUAUUUAUUAAGUUCUAAAAUUUAGAAUUCACUUUUAUUUAAAUUUGAUUUGAUAUUAAAAAUACAAACUUUCUUUAAUUACUUAUUACAAAAAAUAAAUUGGUGCCUGGAGCAUAAGUAAUGACUGUUUACGAUUAAGUUUAGCAUUUUUAUAUUCAGGGUAUUUGGUUGCUUUCCUUCUGUAAAAUAUGAUUCAAUAUUUGCAAGUAAGAUGCAAUGCAAAUGCAAUUUUAUAACAAUCACAAAGUUUUCAAACUAUUUAAGUUCAUUUGAUUCUUUGUCUUUUUAUGAAAAACAAAAUGAAAUUCACAUCUAAAUUAUAGUUGGAUUAAAAAUGCAAUUCUAUAAUGAGUUAUGUUGAUUGUAAUUUGUAUUUUUUAAGCUGAGUUAAAUAUUUUUCAGAGAUUCACUUGAAAUACAGCUUUAAGAUGUAUUCUAACUUUUUUUCUUCUUAACAAAGGGUAUAAAUUACUUUUUUAAAAUGCUAAUGUCUAUUAUUUAUGAAUGAGUGAUGUGAAAUGUCAUGAAUCUACAAAGUAAGAUUACUUUUUAGAUUGUUACUAAGAGUUUUAUGUUAUUCUUUUAACAUAGCAAAUGCUUAUAAAAAUUGAAAACAAGGUUUAUUUAAUUUCUUCCAAUAUUGAUUUUUAUCUUAAAUAUUUCUCAUGAAGGCAAGCUUUUUACAGUAAAUGUCUGUUUACCUUCAAAAUAGCAUUCAGAACACUGAAAUACGUUUGUGAAUCUUAAUACCAUGACCUUUUUUAUAAUGACAAUGUUGACUGUAAUUAGAGAAAUUACCAUUCCUUUCUUAAGCAAUUUCUUGAAGAAUGACUCAUUAAAGUACACGUUUAAUGUUUAUCUUUCGAAAAUGUAGUUCAUAGUAGUGAAAUAAUAAAACUGACGUCAUGACUCUGAAAGGUGCGGUCCAAAUUUAUAUUCAUUAAAACGUAAGCAACUUUUGUUGAUUAUUUUUUAAAAAAUAAUCCAGUUGAUUAGAAACUGCCAAUUAUUUGUUUGUUAUCUGCGCUGAAAAUUUUAAUUUUUGGGAUGUUGUAAAGUUUUUAGUAUUUCAUUGUUUAUAUUAACAAGACUAUAAAUGUUACAGUCUAUAAGUCAAAUAUUCAUUUAACUUAUGUACUAUAUUUAUGAUUCAGAACUUGAUUCUAAUACUAAGUGAUUAAAAAAGUAAAAUUGUAACUUGACUUUAAAACAAAUUUUUAAAAAAUGGCAGACAGAACAUUUUGUACUUGCAUUGGAAGAUAGAAUUUAUGAAUGUAGCUUUACUUUUCUUCUUCUUUUCCUGUACUAGCAAUAAAUGAAAUGUUCUCGUUCGUAAACAUUAAAAUGUUCUGUACUCUUUCCAUGUCAAACUAAUUAGACAGAAAGUAAGAUUUCUUAGUUAUGAAAUUGAAAUAUAUAUUUCAGAAGCUUUGAUCAUUUGUAGUUUGCAAAAUGUGUGGGAAAUUUAAAAUUGACUUUAGUUAAUAAAACCGUGUAUUAAAUGUCUAACCUUUUCAAGAAAAUUUAAACUCGACGUUGACUUAAGAUAAUUAUCGAAAAGAGUCGUUUAAAAAACUUUUUAUUUUUAACGUAGGUAAUCACUAUGAAUAACAAAACAGCACAAAAGUACACGGAAACAGUUAGUGCUAUUUUGGAUAAUCUAUCUGAUCUUACAAAUUGUGACUCGUCCUACGCAUGCGUUUAACUGAAUUAGCUUUCACUAUGUAUUUACACUUCGUUUUGCAGUAAAAAUUUCAAUAAAAUAUUAAAUGCAAACAUUUCAAAAAAGAAAAAAAAAACCUUUUGUUUUCAAAUUAAAGCAUAGUGUCAUAAAAUGACUCCCUCUUCUAUCUUUCUAAAAACAAAUUGCAAAACUGUUUUUUACCCUUUGAAAUCGUCUUUGGCCCGACGAAAAUUUGCCAUGACGUGUUAACUUUUAGCGAGCCAAAACCAAUUUCGAAAGAAAACAUUAGAAUUUCAUAAUAAGUUCAAUAUCAUUAUUUUAAACUGAAUAAUGAAAAGACUCGAAUCUUCUUUAAAAUCGAAAUUGUCCAUCGUGGGCAUAACUAAUCUUGAAGAAGCUUCACUUGAAUAUGUUAAAUAUCGUUUACUGCGAUGAUACAGAUCCACAAAUGUCUUAGCUUAAGAGAUUUCAUAUACCGUAUAAUUCGUUUCAGAACGUAAAACAUUUUUUUAAAUGACUGUCAAGAACAUAAUACAUAAAAUUUCAGAACUUUUUAUGUAUUAUUUUCUGACAUUAAAAGUUGUCUUCUUAACUAUGCAUGCAUUCAGAACACAGAUUAGCUUCUAAUAAGACAUUUUUAUAAAUUUUUGCGAAAGUUUUGAUAGAAUACUGAAUCUUUAACGUAAAAGAAUUUAGUCGACGAAUUUAUUGAAUCUAUGCAUUUAAACUUGCACCAUUUUUAAAGCUCGCUUAACUAUGUCACUAUUCAGAAACAUCUAGCGUAAUACUGCCGUGAGAAUGACAGCUUUUAAAGAAAUUAUUUCUGGUUCAGCCAUAAAAAGAAAUAUUUCAAAGUGCUUAAAUAAAAUGCACUCAAAAUACUGCGUAAAAUUUACAUAAGCAAUGCUACUUACUUUGAGUCUUUCAAAUUUCAAAGACGUGGAUAGUUUCGAAUGGGAAUAUUUUUCCAAGCCAGAUCAUUUUCCCCUUGCAGCGGCUGUACUUUUAAUAUUUUAAAGCUUCCCGUGAUACUAAUGUUGCAAUAGAUGUAUGUAUGAUCCUUUUUGUUAUACUCGUUUCACCAUUUGUUCCUGUUUUUGUCAUUAUUUUUGUGGCUUGACUGCAUAAUAUAUAUUAUAUAUUAAAUUUCUGAAAUUUUAUUGAA